Molecule: messenger RNA, 1578 nt
Organism: Lizanozyma spartinae
Lineage: Eukaryota; Fungi; Ascomycota; Pichiomycetes; Serinales; Debaryomycetaceae
Gene: FGR44
Product: Fgr44p
Exons: 1
Coding region: 1-1578 (525 amino acids)
Molecular function (GO): nucleic acid binding
Source: RefSeq, a predicted model, not a curated record
AUGGUUGAAGUAGAAUCAAUUAAAGGUGAGGUUCCUUCGUCUAUAACUAAAGCCCUUAUUAAACAACAGGAACGAGUGUAUCUUUUACAUUUGGAAAAGAGUCUAGUCAAUUUCAUAAAGAACAACAUAUUGCAAUUGCAACUGCUGAAUCAAAGCCCAGUUUAUGUAAUUCAUUCCAUUUACCUCAAGAAUUCCUACUAUAGAUUAUUGACCCACCAAUUAUGCCAAUACUACAACUUGCAACAUUGGAACAACCAACAGAACGAAAUUGUUGUUAGUCCUAGACAAAACUUUGAUUAUGGUGAUUUUAUUACCCAUGUUGAUAAUCCGUCGUCUCCCAAGUUCACCAAAUUAUCUGUGUAUAUCCAGAUGGAGAUGAACACCCAACAUAUGAUAUUUUCCAAUGAGUUAUUAUCACGAAGUCAUUCUCAAAAGACUCAGCCCCGUGCACCGCUGAACACUGCUAUAUCAUCAAUUAGGCCGGCAGCCAGACAAAUCAAGCUUAUACGAAAAGAUAAACCAUCAUCACCAUCUUCAGUGUCGGAUACAGUAAACGGUGAAGGCGAAGUGAGUUUUAAUUCAGCCACCAUCGCUAGUGCCAAAAGUGAUGAUACCAGUAGUAGUUCCGUGACGGAUAUGACUAUGAAUAUGGAAGAUUUGGCGAUUUCAGACUCAUCGUCAACUUCUACAGAAUCUCAUGACUCGAAAAUCGAGUCAGAUAGAGCUACAAAGGAGGCUUUAUAUAGGAAACUACGAGAUGAGAUCUUUGAUCAAGAAGAUGACAUAGAAGCUACGCAGGGAUACCGGUAUAUUCUGAAAAGUGUACCUAUUCCACUAAAGGAGAAGAAUCCUCAUGAACAUGGAAGGCAAUACGGACUUGACCCCGAUGUAAAGCAAAAUAAAAGCAAAGAUGGGAAGAGCCAACACCAGAAAAAUAGAAGCCAGAACCAGAACCAGAACCAGAACCAAACAAAGACCAAGAUUAUGUCUCAGAGUCAAAGUCAGACCGUGAAUGAAGCUUCUUUGAAUCCGAAACCAAAGCCAAUUCAAAAUCAGACAAUGGUUGGUAGAACUGGAGUUAGCUUUGUUCCUGCUUAUCCAGGAAUGUCAAUUCCUUUACAGUAUAAUGGUGGUGCCCAGUCAGGAACGGGAGUGAUCUCAACCCCCAUGGUAGCUGUAUAUCCUCAACAACAACAACCGUCACACGGAGCUUAUUUCGGAGUCCACUUCCCUCCUCCUCCUCCUCCUACUGGAUAUUAUCCUGGUCCAGUACUUAUAGCUCCAAUGGCAGUUCCUACAACCUGUAAUGGGAGUGCUGUAGUUCACGGACCACCACAGUUGGUUCCUACAACAACAGCAAUACCUAGUGGGAUACCACCCAAUGGAAUCUAUUCUGGUAUGAGCGAGUAUGGGAAUCGAACCAGUUACGACAAGGAAACCGAAAGGAAAAUCUUGAAUAAUCCCUACAUUAUCAUCCCUGAUUCCGGCAAUAAUGUUACAAGAAACAAGACUCGAAAACGGUACAAUAACACUAAUAAUAAUAAUAACGGCGGUAUUAACGAGACUAAAGGCAAAUAG